UACUGUCGCGCGCGCCGAUCAGAUCGCGUUGAACUGGCAAGUAAUUCACACGUCUUUUGCAUAUCCGCGAGCGUUGACUGCUGCUGGCAAUAAAUAGAGGUGCAGUGAACACUUAGAAGAAUAAACAAACGAGUUGCAGUAAUUGGUAAAUUCCAGUGAGUUGUACUAACAAAAUAUACAUAAAUCGAAGGUCCUGCAAGUGGACAAGUGUAAAUAAAAACGCACUACAGGCUAGUCAGUUGCCGAAUGCGAGUAUUUGAGAAAGUUAAAGAAACCAUGGAUACGAUGCAGCGGCGGAACAGUUUGAACAUAUCCUUCGGCAAGUGGUGGGCUGGUGGCUCCAGCGGUACCGGUAAAAGUUCGUCCUUUAGCAGUACGGUGGCGAUUCAGAAACUGCGCGAAUCCAAAUGGUUCGAUCCGGGCGAGGAGCGCAUCUUCUGUGCAGUGAUUGAAGCCGGUUUUGUCGUUGAGCUACGACAUCCCGAAACCGGUGAGAGCUGGUUCGGCGUAACGGCCAUCGAGGCGAAGAAAUCAACCAAACCCACUGCCGAGAACAUCAAGAUCUACUCCGUCAAACUGUCCGACAGCCACAAGCGGUUGAAAGUCUACAGCACCUCGGUAGACCAGCUUUGGAAACAAGGCUACCGGAUUCGAAUCAACAAUCUAUGCGACAAAACCAAAAAACCUCACAACGAAAAGGACAUUCUGGCGCAGAUCAAAUACGCAACCAAAACGAAAAUGGCCUUCCACAACAGCCAGCACUUUGCCGAGUUCUGCCGGUACGGUGACCGACCGCAGGACAACCGGAAGCGUCAAGUAAGUGUUUUCUUGCGACGGUUCGAAGAUGCGCUGAGCGGAACGCAGACUUACUUUUGAGAGAUCUCAGAAUGUGCCAAAUGGGGAGGUACCAACAUGGGCGCUACCAUCAUCUACUUCGCAAUGCAAACGCGGAACUCACAACCCAACGCAAGAUAGAGGCUCACAUACAUAGGAACCCUAUACGUAGUCAGCGAGUCAUCCUUACAAUCUAGGCAUGAAGUUGAAUGGGGCAUUGCUGCAAUGUUGUAGAAUGUGAAACAUUUUUUUGCUUUGAAUCUGCAGAAAUGCCCAUUCAAAUUCUACACCGAGAAACGUUUAUAUUUACCAAGCAUGCAUAUAGAUAUGUAAGUAACGUUAUUUACUAGUCCUGAUCGGGGCCUAGCCUCGUGCGAUUACGGCGUGACUGUUUUUUAAGACUAUUAGGAAACCAAUAUGUAAAAACUCAUGAUGAGGGUGUUUAAAAACUUAUGAUAAAAUAACUGUAAGCAAUUUUUUAGCUUAGAAAACUAUCAUGUUAGGCAUUAGUUGUAGGAAUUUGCUGAAGAAUUUUUUCUUCAGAGAAUGCAGUAAAUUGAACUGUCUAUUUUGUAGGUAUAAUAACAGAAAAUGUAAAAAUUCUUCGACAAAAUCACGGCGGAAAUUCCCAAGGUGAAAAAUAUUGUACUCAUUAAUCAUAUAAUUUUAAUUUAUAAUUUUAAAUAGAUUUAACAUACUAUAGUUUGUUGAAUAAGAUGAGAAAGAUGAAGCCAUCAUAUCUAUAUUGAAAAAUAUAUAUUUUUAAAAUCUACACUGUAAUACG
This is a messenger RNA of Topomyia yanbarensis, 1618 nucleotides long. RefSeq lists its product as uncharacterized. Bases 247 to 876 code for a protein of 209 amino acids. Lineage: Eukaryota; Metazoa; Arthropoda; Insecta; Diptera; Culicidae. The record is from RefSeq and is a predicted model, not a curated record. The transcript is spliced from 4 exons.